GAGGACCAGGGAGAGGAGGACCAGAAGCCUACGGAGAACUUGGACAUGGAUGCCCAAGAUAUCGACGUAGACGAAGCCGAGAAGAGGACGGACGACACCGAUUUCAGUGUCGCCACAAGACGGAGGAAGCGGGUGCGAGUUUCCUCCUCCUCCGAAGAAGAAGAACCCAGGCAGCCAAAGAUGCCAGCUGCCACCAAGAAGAGAGGUCCUAGAGCAACCAGGACCACCGAGGCCCCCAUGGCAGAAACAGGAGUUCCGCCAAUCAAUAUCGAGGGCACUUCUGAUUGGUCAUCCUUGAGUAGGAUGAUGAACAGCAAGGGGAUUCAAUUCUCCAAAGCGAGGACGGAGGGUACCAGUGUGAAGGUAUUCACAAAUACACCAGCUGACUACCGUCAGCUAGUCGCACUGCUGGAAUCCAUCAAGCGGCCCUUCUUCACAUAUCAACUGAAGGAGGACAGGAUGGACCAGAGGGUCAUUCGUGGGCUUCCGAGAGAGAUGUCAGUCAAUGACAUCAAAGAGGAUCUAGUGAGCCAAGGCAUCGCAGACGCCGAGGUUCAGCAGAUGACCUCAAGGACCACAAAGAAGCCACUUCCGCUCUUCCUCGUCAAGACGAAGAUGCCGGAAAAGCUUGCAGAGAUCCAGAGGCUGGCCAUGCUCACGGAUACUGUCGCUACGGCUGCCAUCGCAGCCCCAUCUAGGAAAAGGAGAUUGCCCGAGGAAUGGGAUGAGAAUACUGUCGCUACGGUUGCCAUCGCAGCCCCAUCUAGGAAAAGGAGAUUGCCCGAGGAAUGGGAUGAGGAUACUGUCGCUACGGCUGCCAUCGCAGCCCCAUCUAGGAAAAGGAGAUUGCCCGAGGAAUGGGAUGAGAAUACUGUCGCUACGGUUGCCAUCGCAGCCCCAUCUAGGAAAAGGAGAUUGCCCGAGGAAUGGGAUGAGGAUACUGUCGCUACGGCUGCCAUCGCAGCCCCAUCUAGGAAAAGGAGAUUGCCCGAGGAAUGGGAUGAGAAUACUGUCGCUACGGUUGCCAUCGCAGCCCCAUCUAGGAAAAGGAGAUUGCCCGAGGAAUGGGAUGAGGAUACUGUCGCUACGGCUGCCAUCGCAGCCCCAUCUAGGAAAAGGAGAUUGCCCGAGGAAUGGGAUGAGAAUACUGUCGCUACGGUUGCCAUCGCAGCCCCAUCUAGGAAAAGGAGAUUGCCCGAGGAAUGGGAUGAGAAUACUGUCGCUACGGUUGCCAUCGCAGCCCCAUCUAGGAAAAGGAGAUUGCCCGAGGAAUGGGAUGAGGAUACUGUCGCUACGGCUGCCAUCGCAGCCCCAUCUAGGAAAAGGAGAUUGCCCGAGGAAUGGGAUGAGGAUACUGUCGCUACGGCUGCCAUCGCAGCCCCAUCUAGGAAAAGGAGAUUGCCCGAGGAAUGGGAUGAGGUGAGUUUUUGA
Molecule: messenger RNA, 1431 nt
Organism: Acanthoscelides obtectus
Lineage: Eukaryota; Metazoa; Arthropoda; Insecta; Coleoptera; Chrysomelidae
Source: the annotation of a GenBank genome assembly